AAAUUUUUUAACAAAAAGAAAAACUCUACCAAACCUCUCUUCCUCUCCUUCAGUUGGCGAUUGUGUAGAAAGCUCGUAUUUCUAUGUCUGUGCAAUAACUUCCAUGGAAGCAGACUCGUCUGAAAGACCAAGGCUUCGUUACUUCCGCUGUAGCUUCUGUAGACGCUGUUUCUGUUGCUUCUACUCAUACGCAUAGCCCUAACAAAAACCCUAAUCAGAAUAGAUAGUCAAUUUGGAUUAGUUGUUUAUGGAUUCAUCGCAUGCUCCGUCAGGUCUCUCUCUAGGGUUCCACUCUCAAACAUCACCGUUGCCUGCGAAAAUCCCGGCCGUGGUCGCCGAGGAUUCGUUUUCAUUUCAGAUUGAUUCAAAUUUUUGCGGCUCAUCAAAUCGGGUACCUCUUCAAUUGUUCGAUCAGAAGGAUGAUAAUCGGGUUGAGAAUGGCGAGGUUGAAGGGGAUUCUGAGCAGUUCAGCAUAUUAGGACACCGUAUGUGUAUAAAGAGGGAUAGGGAUUCUCAAGCGUGCUUACCUUCGAAGCGGAUUGCAAUCGGGUCGGGACUCGAGGAGCGGCAAGCUUGGGUACGGUCAUGGGGUAACCAGCCUAUUGGGGACGCCGACCCCGAGGUCCUUGAAAUUAUGGAGAAAGAGAAACAGAGACAAUUCAGAGGGAUUGAAUUGAUUGCUUCUGAGAAUUAUGUGUGCCGUGCUGUAUUGGAAGCUCUAGGAAGCCACGUAUCCAACAAGUACUCGGAGGGAAUGCCCGGAGCUCGGUACUACACUGGCAAUCAAUAUAUUGAUCAAAUUGAAUUGCUUUGCAUGGAGCGGGCAUUGGCUGCUUUUGGCCUUGACUCUGAUAAAUGGGGCGUGAAUGUGCAACCAUAUUCAUGUACCUCUGCAAAUUUGGCAGUUUACACAGGGCUUCUACUUCCUGGUGAUAGGAUAAUGGGGUUGGAUUCGCCUUCUGGUGGCCAUAUGAGUCACGGGUACUAUACCCCAAGUGGGAAGAAGGUAUCUGCUGCGUCGAUAUUCUUUGAGACUUUACCUUAUAAGGUGAACCCGCAAACAGGUUACAUUGAUUAUGAUAAGCUUGAGGAGAAGGCCUUGGAUUUUCGCCCAAAGAUACUUAUUUGUGGCGGGAGCUCCUACCCACGAGAGUGGAAUUACUCAAGGUUUAGGCAGAUUGCAGAUAAGUGUGGAGCAUUUUUGAUGUGCGACAUGGCUCAUAUUAGCGGUCUUGUUGCAGCCAAGAUAUGUGCAAAUCCAUUUGAGUAUUGUGAUGUUGUUACCUCAACUACUCACAAAAGUCUGCGAGGCCCUAGGGGUGGUAUUAUCUUUUACAGGAGAGGUGCCAAGCAAAGGAACAAUGGAAUGCUGCUUAAUCAUAGUGAUGGCAUUAGCCACUAUGAUUUUGAGGAAAAGAUAAAUUUUGCAGUAUUUGCAUCAUUGCAAGGGGGUCCUCACAAUAACCAUAUUGCUGCUCUUGCCAUUGCCUUAAAACAAGUUGCUACUCCUGAGUUCAAAGUAUAUACGCAACAGGUGAAGAAAAAUGCUCAAGCUUUAGCAUCUGCGUUGUUGAGAAGAAAAUGCAGGUUGGUGACUGGAGGAACUGACAACCAUUUACUGCUCUGGGACCUAACUACUCUAGGAUUAACAGGCAAGAAUUAUGAGAAGGUCUGUGAGAUGUGUCAUAUCACUCUCAAUAAAACUGCCAUAUUUGGUGAUAAUGGUGCAUUUUCCCCUGGAGGAGUAAGAAUUGGUACUCCUGCUAUGACAUCACGAGGUUGUUUAGAGGCUGAGUUUGAAACAAUCGCCGACUUCCUUAUUAGGGCUGCACAAAUAACUGGUCUUGUGCAGAGGGAACAUGGUAAACUGCAGAAAGAUUUUCUCAAGGGUAUUCAAAACAAUAAAGAUAUUGUCGAGCUUCGGAAUCAGGUUGAGAUGUUUGCCUCCCAGUUUGCGAUGCCUGGAUUUGACAUUUGAAAUACAUUAGAUCAACAGCCUGCAUAUAUCAUACUUGAUAUACUUGCGUCUGCGGCUAACUACGUUCUGCAUGGUAACUCAUCUUCGACACCACCGCCCCUUGGCUCUCUGUUUCAGUUUGUUUUUUGUAGAGAACAGAAAGAUCAAUCUUCUGGAUAUGAACGUUUCCAAAGUUCUACUGGUUUCAAAUAAGAAUUUUUGUUCCCAAUUGUUUAGUAAUAUGAAGCAAUAAAUUGCAUUUUUGAGAUUUUAAUUUCUAUUAAAGGUAUACACUACUCUUUUGCCACUGUAUAUGUGCAACUUAAUGCAGAACCUGGCUGUACAUUUCUCCUUCA
This is a messenger RNA of Tripterygium wilfordii, 2313 nucleotides long. Its product is annotated as serine hydroxymethyltransferase 7-like. Gene Ontology annotation, molecular function: glycine hydroxymethyltransferase activity; cobalt ion binding; zinc ion binding. Gene Ontology annotation, biological process: folic acid metabolic process; L-serine catabolic process; tetrahydrofolate interconversion. NCBI's taxonomy places the organism in Eukaryota, Viridiplantae, Streptophyta, Magnoliopsida, Celastrales, Celastraceae. Gene Ontology annotation, cellular component: cytoplasm. The coding region runs from base 248 to 1978 and encodes 576 amino acids. The transcript has 4 exons. The record is from RefSeq and is a predicted model, not a curated record.